UUCAUUCACUCAUUUUUUGGCCUGUGCGUAGGCGUAGUGUGCCAUAUGAAUGAUAAAUUUAAUUAGGGUUUGAAGAACCUAUGGAGAAAGCGAGAUGUUAGUUUGCUUUCUUCCAAGUUUGCCUCCGCAAAUAAUGUUGAAAUCUGUGGCCAUUGCUUUUAAGUGGUUUGGUUUUAAUUGGUUGGUAGUUUAAUCAGUAUCACACGUAUUUGGCGAGGAUGAGGCUUUUGACACACAACAUGCUGUCCUGUAACAUUAGAGGGGUGACCAAGGGCUAUCCUUUGGAGUUGGAAGUGGAAAGAUUUGUGACAAAAGAGGUUCAAUUUAACCCUGAUUUUUUGAAGCACAUUUUCCCAAAAAUUGAAUGGAAGGCUUUGCAUGAUGCAGCAAGGACGUUGAAUGUAAAUGAUCUCCCGGAACAAGUAGAACCAACGAUGCUAGAUAAUAAUGAUUUUAUGCAGCGUUUUCAUCAUGCUCUUCUUGAGUUGCAUGUAGAAGAAGGGGCCCUUAUUUGUCCAGAGACUGGGAGGAGAUUUCCAGUUACCAAGGGCAUUCCAAACAUGUUGCUUAAUGAAGAUGAGGUGUAAAAGUUUAUUUCAACUAUUCAAUUUUAAUAAGCACGAUAGGUUGAAUUUUGGCAUUA
Cryptomeria japonica (Japanese cedar) is the source of this 643-nucleotide messenger RNA. RefSeq names its product multifunctional methyltransferase subunit TRM112 homolog A. The transcript has 2 exons. Gene Ontology annotation, molecular function: protein heterodimerization activity. Bases 219 to 587 code for a protein of 122 amino acids. Gene Ontology annotation, biological process: rRNA (guanine-N7)-methylation; peptidyl-glutamine methylation; tRNA methylation. The record is from RefSeq and is a predicted model, not a curated record. NCBI's taxonomy places the organism in Eukaryota, Viridiplantae, Streptophyta, Pinopsida, Cupressales, Cupressaceae.